CGCUCGUCGCCUUCGCCCGCGGGGACCCUGCCAGCAAGAGCCGGAGCUGCAGCGAAGUCCGCCAGAUCUACGGGGCCAAGGGCUUCAGCUUGAGCGAGUUGCCCCAGGCGGAGAUCUCGGGCGAGCACCUGCGGAUCUGCCCCCAAGGCUACACCUGCUGCACCAGCGCCAUGGAGGAGAACCUGGCCAACCGCAGCCGCGCGGAGCUGGAGAGCGCGCUCCGGGACCACAGCCGCGCGCUGCAGGCCGUGCUGGCCGCCCAGCUCCGCAGCUUCGAUGACUAUUUCCAGCAGCUGCUGAACGGCUCAGAGCGCGCGCUGCAGGACACCUUCCCGGGCGCCUUUGGAGAGCUGUACACGCAGAAUGCCAGGGCCGUGCGCGACCUCUACUCCGAGCUGCGUCUCUACUACCGCGGCGCCAACCUGCACCUGGAGGAGACGCUGGCUGAGUUCUGGGCGCGCCUGCUCGAGCGCCUCUUCAGACAGCUGCACCCGCAGCUGCUGCUGCCCGAUGACUACCUGGACUGCCUGGGCAAGCAGGCCGAGGCCCUGCGGCCCUUUGGGGAGGCCCCGCGGGAGCUGCGCCUGCGCGCCACCCGUGCCUUUGUGGCCGCACGCUCCUUCACGCAGGGCUUAGGCGUCGCUGGUGACGUGGUCCGGAAGGUGGCCCAGGUGCCCCUGGGUCCCGAGUGCUCGCGGGCUGUCAUGAAGCUGGCCUACUGUGCGCACUGCCUGGGGGUCCCAGGUGCCCGGCCCUGCCCAGAUUACUGCCGGAACGUGCUCAAGGGCUGCCUCGCCAACCAGGCCGACCUGGACGCUGAGUGGAGGAACCUCCUGGACUCCAUGGUGCUCAUCACUGACAAGUUCUGGGGCCCGGCGGGUGCAGAGCGUGUCAUCGGCAGUGUCCACGUGUGGCUGGCAGAAGCCAUCGACGCCCUCCAGGACAACAGGGACACGCUCAUGGCCAAGGUCAUCCAGGGCUGCGGGAACCCCAAGGUCAACCCCCAGGGCCCAGGGCUAGAGGAGAAGCGGCACGGGGGCAAACUGGUGCUGCAGGAGAAGCCAGCCACAGGCACGCUGGAGAGGCUGGUGUCCGAGGCCAAGGCCCAGCUGCGCGACAUCCAGGACUUCUGGGUCAGCCUCCCGGGGACGCUGUGCAAUGAGAAGAUGGCCACAAGCCCUGCCAGUGACGAGCGCUGCUGGAAUGGGAUGGCCAAGGGCCGGUACCUGCCGGAGGUGAUGGGGGAUGGGCUGGCCAGCCAGAUUAACAACCCCGAAGUGGAGGUGGACAUUACCAAGCCCGACAUGACCGUCCGGCAGCAGAUCAUGCAGCUCAAGGUCAUGACCAACCGGCUACGCGGGGCUUAUGGCGGCAACGACGUGGACUUCCAGGAUGCCAGUGACGACGGUAGUGGCUCGGGCAGUGGCGACGGCUGCCCAGAUGACCUCUAGCAGGAAGAACCCUAGCUCUCGGACGACCUUGACCCAUGCCCUCCCCGGCCUAUCAGAGCAGGAGGGGCAGAAGACCUCGGCUGCUAGCUGUCCCAGGUCCCACGCGCUCCUGCUGCUGCUCACCCUGGUCCUCACAGUGGCCGGGCCUCGGUGGCGGUAACUGCCCCCUGACACCAGAGACUGAGGCCAAGGACUUUGCCAAACGUGGAACAGAUAUUUAAUUCCCUUUGGCCUGAAGAGCCCAGGCAACAGGACAGGUGGCUUGCACCACCCCGGGCAGUGGGCCGAGGCCCUGGCCCCCAGGCCGGGCCUUCCCCAACACCCUGGCUUUCAGUGUCACAUGAGGCCCUCUGGCCAGCUGGGAGUCAGUGUCCCCAAAAGCCAUGUUUCAGGGACUCAGGGCGCCCCUGAUGCUACCCCACCCCCCAGCUCCCUGCCUGAGGCCUGCAGAGGCAGCUGCCCUGGGCAGCGUCCCCAGAGACAGCAUGUGCAUCUGUGCCUUCUGCUUCCUGCUGGGGCCCUGCCAGCCGACCCCAGGCCCCCAAGAAGCCUGCACGGGCCGUGGGGUGCCAGCUCCAGGACCCACCAGGGCUAUGACGACAUGGUCUGGGCUCGGGUGCUAACUCCCAGGGCCACAAUCAGGGCCUGCUGUGGGGCGUCCAUGGCUGUCACCUGGCCCCAGGGAAGUUGGGUAGCCGGUGAGACUCCACUCAGGGCCAAUGUGACCUGGUACUGCGGGCCUGAGAGCUUCCAGGCCACUUCCUGACCCAGCCAGUGGGGGGCAGGGCAGGUGUUGACUGUUAAGGGCUGUCUCAGACAUGCACACACUUGUUCAUGGUCCCAGAUAGCUCCGGAGGGACAUGGGGUCCCUCUGGGACCCUGGCACCCUCCAUGGCCUAGAUCCAAGAGUGUAACUCAGGCUGGCAGGGCCGCUCCCCCUGGGUCCUCGCUGCCCUGGGCAGGGGGCUGCUGUCUCAUUAGAAUGUGGCCCUGCCAGGGGACUGAUGCCAAGCUGCUGCGGCCCAGGGGUGGGAGGGUCCUAGCGCCCCCCAGCUCUGAGGAGGCCUUAGUGCUGCUUGCUUUUGUCCCUGAGUGGGCAGGCUUCCCUGACACCUCACUAGACAGGUCCCUGGCAGACCAGGUGUUCCUACCCCCAGCCUGUCCCACAGCCCCACCACAACCCACUCAUGCCAGCUGGCCCCAGGUGGCCUUCCGCAGGCACUUAGUUGGGGCAGGAGCAUUCUGCCUGGCCCUCCUGCACCCAUGCCCAUGCCCAGGCCCCUGGAAGGGGCGGCUCUGCGCAGUCCCAGCUGGGCAGUGGUCAAACCUGCUGUGUUCUUCCUCCAUGAGGCCCCCGCUGGCCUGGGACAGCGAUGUGUUUUGAGUCUGUAUGAAUAAAAAGCUGGAGACCUGCA
Tupaia belangeri chinensis (Chinese tree shrew) is the source of this 2866-nucleotide messenger RNA. It is a transcript of the gene GPC1, whose product is annotated as glypican 1. The record is from RefSeq and is a predicted model, not a curated record. Gene Ontology annotation, cellular component: synapse; plasma membrane; extracellular region. Lineage: Eukaryota; Metazoa; Chordata; Mammalia; Scandentia; Tupaiidae. Gene Ontology annotation, molecular function: fibroblast growth factor binding. Gene Ontology annotation, biological process: cell migration; regulation of protein localization to membrane; negative regulation of fibroblast growth factor receptor signaling pathway.